Pomacea canaliculata is the source of this 1126-nucleotide messenger RNA. RefSeq lists its product as uncharacterized. The transcript has 6 exons. NCBI's taxonomy places the organism in Eukaryota, Metazoa, Mollusca, Gastropoda, Architaenioglossa, Ampullariidae. The record is from RefSeq and is a predicted model, not a curated record. The coding region runs from base 163 to 876 and encodes 237 amino acids.
UCAAGGAAACUUAACAAGAGUUUAACUUAGCAGUCUCUGUGACUUGUAUUAUUUCGCUUGUAUACUGGUUUAGUACUUUGCGUCUUGCAGACGACGGGGCAUUAAUUAACUCGUGGCUUCAGUCAGUCAGCGCGCACCAUUGUUUACUUUUCACAGUGAUAGAUGAGGUGGCUGCUAUGUCUGGCUUAUUUUUUUGCAUGUCUUCUUAUUCAAGCAUGGGGUCAGACGUGUGCUUGUCAGUCUCCAGGGGGAUGUAACUUCGCACAAAUCUGCUUACCUGUCGGCAACUGCAAAAGACGUAACGAGGCGCUUGGUAAACCAGCGACGAUGAGUUCUGCCUACGACAAUAACAUCAAAAAGCUGAAGUCAGGUCCGGCUUGUCUGGCUGUCAACGGUAACUUUGACACAGAAUUUAGACCCAUCAACAUCCACGCAAGCAACCCGAAUUGUAUCCACACAGCAGACAAUGACAAAAGUCCUUUCUGGGAGGUGGACUUGGGGCAACACUUUGAUAUUGCGAUCAUCACUGUCUACGGUCGUAAUGGACAGCUUGUCCGCUUGAGUUAUGUCCGCCUUACGGUGGACGGUGUCGAGAGGUACGUCUUCACACCACAGAGCCUUUCCUUGAGGACGGAAAUCCCCUUUGACCCGCCGGUGUCAGGACGUGUGGUCAGGCUGUCCAGAGACACAUCAACUCUGGACGACAAGGACCCGUUUAUAGAUUUCUGUGAGCUGCAGGUGUGGGUGUGCGAAACUGGAUGGGAGGGCCCCUGGUGUGAACGAAAGGUACUCGCAACUACAGCUACAGCUACAACUACAGCUACAGCUACAACUACAACUAGCUACAACUACGAUUACGACGCCGAAGCCAACUGAACCUCCUAAGUCGGGAACCUCAGCUGCGGCCAUCGGUUGGAUUACAAUUCUCUGGCGACCGUCGCUACUUUCCUUUGAAAACUAAAGGAGAUACCUGUACACACCUUGCUUUGUCCCAUGAAGGCUAAGCGCAACUAGUUUCGAAUCACACUGUUUUAAAUCGUGUUUAUAAGCUACACUUGCUAGAGUCACACAUCAGUAAGCGUCAAGAUAUUUUUUCUGUAUUAUUAAACAUUAAUCAUAAAUACAA